Messenger RNA from Hyaloscypha bicolor E, 746 nucleotides. RefSeq lists its product as uncharacterized. The coding region runs from base 44 to 541 and encodes 165 amino acids. The record is from RefSeq and is a predicted model, not a curated record. Lineage: Eukaryota; Fungi; Ascomycota; Leotiomycetes; Helotiales; Hyaloscyphaceae. The transcript has 3 exons.
GUCGAACACCAAACUUGAGCUCUUGGUAUGAUUACGGAACGACAUGGGGGCCACUGAAAUGGCAGCGAAGCAACUCUCCUGCGCUGUUGAGCACUGCGACCUCAAUUUUAGCAGUCAGCGAGAACUUCACCGCCAUGAAGGAGAACCCCACGGCGAGCUGAGGUGCCGUCUACGGGCUUGCUGUGGAAGUCCUGGAGCCACUUCUGCGGACGCAUUCGAGUCGCACAACGUAAAGGAGCAAGUACAGAAUGUCGUGUUCAACGCGAGGCCCGAAGUACAAGCCCCUGUGUCGGCGGAAGGCCAGGCAGAAGUUGUUAUCGUUGAUCGAGAUUCUCGACAAUCCCUCAAGGCCUUUCUACCAUUCAACAACAGCUCAGAAACGCAGCCAACUGCACCAGCCCUAGGGAGGCAGAUCGUAUCCAUACCGCAUAACCAAUACUCUCCAGAACCAUCAGUCACAGAACCACCACACAUAUUCAGUUACACGCCUUUACCUGAGCACCAGGAGGGUUGCGUCCCCAGAAUCUUCGAAGAAACUUGAUUUAGAAGAGCUUAUGGAACAUCGUCCGUCAGGAGGGCUUUAGUGAACGUUGCAAUGUCUUGUCUCAUAAUCAUGGAAGGCAGAGUGAUCGUUGAGAAGGACGUGGCAGUAGAAUGCUGGAUGGGUGAAAUUUACGUUACGAGUACUGGGCUCGUUCUUGAAAAUUGGCUCUUUGGCGGCGAGCUUGGUUUUCCUACCAAGGCCG